GUACGAAUUUGAUAAACAUAAUCAAUGUAAUUUAUUAAAAAUCAAAUUAUUUUAUUGAUGAGGUCAGCUUAAUGCUACCAGAUCAGCCAUAAAGUCAACUAUUUUAUUACCUCAGUGAAUACUGAUUUUAAUUUGUUCUCCAAUCUAUUCUCAUUUGCCCCUUCAAUCGGAUGUCAUUUGGAUCAAAAAACGACUUAACAGCUUAGGAGCUCUUUCUAUGAUAUUUAAGUCAAUACCUCUCUUCAAGUUGUUCAAGAUAACCAAGUUUUAAUUUUCAUUGUUCGCCACUCUCAAGAUGUCUAAAUAUUCUGUCUUGGACAAGUAUUUGUCAGCAAAAUUACCUGAUGACGCUGUGAAAGUUACCUACGUUUGGAUCGAUGGCUCAGGCGAGCACGUUAGAUCCAAAACAAGAACCAUGUCAACGGUUCCAAUGUCACCUAAAGAUUGCCCGAUAUGGAAUUUUGAUGGAAGUUCUACAGGACAAGCUGAAGGAAAUAAUUCCGAUGUGGAUUUACUUCCAGUUGCUCUCUACAAUGACCCUAUCCGAGGUGGUAACAGCAAAUUAGUUAUGUGUGAAUGCAAAACAAGCAACGGAAAACCAGCAAAAGGAAACUUCAGAUAUUCUUGCUUGGAGGCAAUGGAUAAAGUUGAUCGUGAUUUUGAACCCUGGUUUGCUAUCGAGCAAGAAUUUAUUCUUCUUGAUUUAGAUGACUAUCCUCUUGGAUGGCCUAAAGGCGGUUUCCCUGGUCCACAAGGUCCAUAUUAUUGUGGUGUUGGUGCUGGAAGAAUUGUGGCUCGCAAAAUAAUUGAAGCCCAUUACACAGCAUGUUUACAAGCUGGAAUCCCGAUUUCCGGAACAAAUGCGGAAGUUUUGCUUGGCCAGUGGGAAUUCCAGGUUGGACCCUCACGAGGUGUUGCCAUUGGUGACGAUUUAUGGAUGGCAAGAUAUUUGCUUCACUCUAUUGCAGAAGAGGUCGACAUUAAAGUCUCUUUCGACCCAAAACCGGUUCCAGGUAAUUGGAAUGGUUCAGGAGCACAUACAAACUUCUCAACAAAACAAACAAGAGCAAAGGAUGGGCUAAAAGUUAUUGAAGAGUACAUCGAGUCUUUGAGAGUGAACCACUCCAAGCAUAUUGGAAAGUAUGAUCCCAGAGGAGGUGCUGACAAUGCUCGACGUCUUACUGGACUCCAUGAAACUUCAUCAAUAAAUACUUUCUCGGCUGGUGUUGCAAAUAGAGGUGCAUCUGUCCGAAUUCCGAGAUCUGUUGCCACUGAUGGAUGUGGUUAUCUUGAGGAUCGACGACCCGCAUCUAAUGUUGAUCCUUAUGUUGUCAGCGAAGCUCUCGUCAGAACUUGUUGCUUGAAAGAGUAAUGGUGAUUGUGGCAUGAUAUAUAUUCAAGGCCAAUGAAGCAAAAAUGAUUGAUUUACUGGUUUGAAAUGAAAAAAAUAAAUUUAAUUUCGUGAUUUAAUGAUAAAAUUUAAAGCAUCCGCUAUUACAAGGCGAACCAGGCUGAAUAGAGAUUGACUUUGAAUAGGCUGAUGAAAAGUUUCUAAUGUAUCAGAGAGAAUUGAAUUAAGCAAUGUUAUUUGUCAUCCACUUGUCACCACAUAUCUUUAUCCUUGUUAAAUGAUUAAGAUCUAAUAAAUUGUCUGAUUUACUUUAUUCAAACUUCA
Molecule: messenger RNA, 1675 nt
Organism: Tetranychus urticae (two-spotted spider mite)
Lineage: Eukaryota; Metazoa; Arthropoda; Arachnida; Trombidiformes; Tetranychidae
Product: glutamine synthetase
Cellular component (GO): cytoplasm
Molecular function (GO): glutamine synthetase activity
Source: RefSeq, a predicted model, not a curated record